Meloidogyne enterolobii is the source of this 807-nucleotide messenger RNA. The record is from the annotation of a GenBank genome assembly. Lineage: Eukaryota; Metazoa; Nematoda; Chromadorea; Rhabditida; Meloidogynidae.
CAUUUACAUUCUCUCUCUCUCAUUUUAUUAAUUUUCUCUCUAAUUUAGCUCUCUAUUUUGUAAACUCUCCCAAACACACACAUUCCUUUUUUUCUUCCCUUAUUAUAAAUUUUAUUGAGAAAGAGUAAACGUCUCUAUAUAAGAAUUUUUGUUUUAAAAGUUAUUUCUCUCUUUAAAUAUUUUUUUCUAAAUCAAUAAAAACGCUCAAUUUAAGAGACGUUCAAAUUUUAAAUUUUUUUAAAUUUUAGAUUUAAUUAAAGAAAAAUGAAUAUUUGUAAGCGCAAAGCUAUAAGUUUAGAAACAAAAAAGAAUAUUAUUGAAGAAUCCGAGGGAGGAGUAAAAAAUUCAGAAUUGUGUCAAAAAUUCAAUAUAGACAAAAGAUCAAUUUCAAAAAUUUUAAAAAAUAAAGAAGUUAUUUUAAACGCAAUUGGGAAGGGUGGAAGUAUAAAGAGGGUAAGAAUUACUGGAGGGAAGAAUAAAGAAUUGGAUGAGGCGUUGAUUGGUUGGGUAAGACUACAACAGGCUGAUAAUAUUCCGAUUAAUGGACCGAUACUUAAGGAGAAAGCCUUGGAAAUGUCAAAAAUUUUGAUGGGUGAGUCUUCAACUUUUGCUGCCAGUGACGGAUGGCUUUCACGUUUUAAAGAACGCCACGCUAUUACAUUUAAUAAAAUAAUAAAAGUGGAGGAAGGGGAAGCUGUGGAUAUGCAACAAUUUGAAGAUUCUGGACUUGAAGGAAUUUUUCAGGUUAUUUUUUCAUUGGGAUUUUUACCUUUUAACUUGAUUUUUCAUUCGGGGCAUGAACACUAG